GUAUGUGCUAGUUGACAUUCAGUCGUUCUGGUGAUAAAACGUGUUUACAAAUCAAAAUACACAGCUACUAAAAAGAAUUUCCUGUUAUUGUUGCUUUAUGACAUACCCGUGCGCAUACUCGGUUUUUUUUUCGAGAACACAGAUAAAAAAAGAAGAACACACAGCAAAAAUAUGCAUAACAUACCGAGACACAAUUUAUUUUCAAGUAUAUGAUAGUGCUCUAUUUUGGAUGAAUUUUGUGUUAACUCUUUUUGCAUUAAAACUGUGUAUGUGUGUCGGUGUUAUUAUAUAUUAUUAUUUUUUCAUUCACCAGCACAGACUUGAAUGAAGAUCUAUUUUUCGGUUGUUAUUCAAGAACGAACGAAUCGAAAUGUAGAAUUUUAUGCAAUAUCUGAAUUUCAGAAACCUGAAAGGCAAUAAAUGUGUUCACAUUCUAAAAUUAUUCAGAUCAUUUCUGUCGACAACAUUCUGUCAAUUAUUUAUAUCCUCGAAGUGAUGAAAAUCCAAACGAUUCGGUUGUAUAAUUUAUUUGUAUAUUUAUAAGUGAUUUUACGUCGUCGUGAUAAACAGUGCAAAGGAGAAAACAUACGUAGCAUAUCAAAAAAAAAAAAUCAAAUUAUUUUUAUCGGAAACAAAAAAAAACUCUUGAAUAUCGAUUAAAAAAAAUUGCAAUUUUAAAAGUUUGAUUCGAAAGCAGGCUGGAAUUUGACACAUUUUAUUCUCGUCAUAUUCAUUUCUUGGCCAAUCAAACUCGUCUGACAAAGUUCUAAUGCCGAACCGUGACACAGAAAAUGGUGUGAAAGUGACUCAACUCGUUUAGAACAAUUAUAUUAUUGACAACGAUUCAUCGUAAGCUAUACAUAGUACACACUAUGUAUAGAUAUGUAUAUAAAAAAAAUCUUAUCUGAAUCGUAUGCAAAAUAGAAGGGAAUAUAUAGGAUAUGAAACUGUGAAAACUGGAUCGAUCCAAAAGGAAAAUCGAUAGCCGGACUUUUAAAUUAUCAGAAAACCAACAACAAACAUAAAAUUGCAGAGACUGUACAUAAUUAUUUGCGUUGAAAUUAUGCGUGCUUGUGAACAAUUAUAACGAUGCGAUAGCACAUUAAAAAAAGUAGUUGCACUUGUUGUUGUUGUUGUUGUUGGUGGUGUUGGUGGAGAGAGGUGCUGCACGAAAAGUGCAUAACUGUCAAUUUUUAUGUGCGGGCACAAUACGUACACGAUUAAAUUUUCCCAUACAUCGUAUUGUACUCACCGUAAAUCAUUUAUAACCGUUUGUAUAUCUCUCAUUUCGACAAAACACUUGUGCUUAUUUUGUUAAAAAUAUAAAAUCCCGUGUGUGUGUGUGUAUGCUCAUGUGCGUACGUGUCGAAAUGAACUUUGAGCAGUGCAGGAGUAACUACAAAAGAUCUUGAGUAGCACAUUUAACAAUAAGCAGUGGCGUGUAAGAGCGUCUCAGCUUUGAGUUAACUACAAAAACUAAUAUCGAAAUAAAAGACUGACGAAAUUAGCUGUUUUCAGCCGAACAUUGAUAGGAUCUGCAUUUAAAAAAAUAAAACGUCAUCGCAAAAUGUACCAGGAAAUCCAUCACACCCUUAAAUUGUCGAAUUCGAAUCAAUACGAACAAAAGACCAACGCUAAAAUUUGUACAUGCAAUAAAUGCCACAAUAAUACUCACGAUAUCUGCUUUUAUGUACCAUUUUGUACGAUUUUCGUAGCUUUAGGCGUCAUUCAAAUCGUUUCGGGCAUUUUUUACUUCCUCACCAUUCCAGUCAUCAAACUCAUUUUCAAUGUCGCAAUUGGCUGUUGGGCUAUUUUGUGUGGAAUAUCUGGUAGCAUGGUAGCAUGUGUAUGCCCAUCAACGCCUAGAAAACAUGAAUUCCUACUGUAUUGCUCGCUGUCCAUUUUGAUUUUAAACAUCGUUAAUUUGAUUUUAUUGGAAAUCGGACAAGUUCGUGAAAUUUUUAAUGAACAUUUACAGAAGGCGCUUAGCAAAGAAUACCAUUUGCUCGAAUCGGAAAAUGGUCGAUUCAUUACAACCUAUACAGCAAUAUUAUUGAUAUUAGUAACAUUUCUUGAAGUGCAAAUUAACUUUUGCUACUUAAGCCGAAGCCAAAUGAAGUAUAAGAAGGAAAAGAAUUCACGAAAGUCUCGCCGACCACAGCAGUAUAUCGAUACCGAUCAAAAUGCUGAUUUGGAAUAUGUUAUUCCCAAAAAAGUUGAGACGAAUGGCAGUAGGAAACCAUCGAUGGAUACAACUGUUCAGGUGUAUGCAAAAUCAUGGGUUUUCGAAGGAACUGGCGAAGAGGCAUAUCAACCAGGUGAUUCACCUUCAAUUUGCUCAUCAAACUCCCCAACGCGAGCAGGUGCUUCGACUAGUAAAAAUGAAAAUAAGAAAAAUGGUCAUUCGAGCAAAUUAUCGGAUGCAACUAGCGAACGUUUCAAUACACAAAUGAGUAGUUUUUCGCGAUGCGCCACACCAUCACCAAUUCCAAAUAGCGGACAAGCAACACCAACCAAUGCCAUUUAUGCGGACUAUUUAAACCCGAAUCAUAAUGCACGUCCGCAUAAGACGGUGAACCAUUUGAGAGUGGAUUACAUUCAGACAGAGGACUUAUUGAUUGGCGCAACGGUUGUCACACCCACCUUAGUUGCGACAAGUUCAAGCGUUGCAACACCAAAAUAUACCACCAAAACACAAAUCCAACAAAACAGUAAUGGACCAUCAAGCAUAUCCAGUCAACAAGAUGAUAGUCAAUAUGCGUCGAUGUUGGUCGAACUCGAACAAUCGUUGAUCGAGAAAAAAAUUCAAGCGACAAAUAAUAAUAAUAAUAAUAAUAUGAACAAUAUGUCACCGGAUGAUACAAGCCUUACUGCUUCCACCGACAAAUUUGGCUCAUCGAAAUCAUCGUCAAAGGAUGGUUUCUCAAGAGAGCUAUCGGCAGCUUUGCAAUUAAUCCAAGACCUGGAAACACCAUCGGAAGGAGUGGAUGGUAAUGAUGGUGGCACACAUUUAUCGGCUACCGUUGCAAAAGUGGCACGAUCAGAGAGUGAGAAAACAUUGAGCGCAGCUAUAUCAUCACUACCAUCACCCGAACAACCACCGUACAAACAACAAACGCCCGAGGCUCAAACACCACAAAAUGGUAAGCAAGACAUGCAACAUGUCAUUGAACCAAGUUCACAAAGUACGUCUGGCUACAGUUCACCGAAUUCAUUUUCAUCGAAUGUGCGUUUAUCGCACGCAAGUAGUGGCAUUAGCAAUAACAUUCAUGAGUAUAGCGGUGAUCAAUCGAAUGUGGUGCGAAUUUACAUCGAACAAAAUAGUCCAUGCACCACACCAACGCCAUCUUCAACAAUCUAUGACGACCAAAUCCAGUCAAAUCUCACAAAAGAUCUGAUCGGAAAUGAAACAAGUCGAAUCAAAAUGAUUGCCAAUGAGAGGCAAUCAACUGAUGAUUCAUUAAAUAAACCUUAUAUUUUAUUUAAGAAACGCUCAAAAUUAAUGCCACAUUCUGAUUUUCAAAAUCGCAUUUUUAAAUCGGAAUGCUUGGCUUAUUUGAGCGACGAAGAACUGGUGGCUCGACACAAGUGCAAUCGAGAUGUUAUUCGGAAAAUUGAACAAAGCGUUGCACAAAAGAUCAGAGGGAGCCCUCGAUACAGUGAAUAUACUUAAACACAAAUCAUUAUCAUCGUAUAAUAACGAUAUCACCAAAUACAACUUUUAAUUUCCGCUACAUAUAAACAUAUAUUCAUAAAUAUUGAUGUAAAACCACAACUAUAAAAUGUUUGAAAUGUCAAUGGAAACAUGAAAUAAAUUACAAAUCAGAACAAAUAUUUCGCUUAUAAGUAGUCAAUUUUGCCAAUUAAAAAGAAUGAAUUGAAUUAAAAGAAAAAAAAAAAGAAAUUUAUUUUCGUUGAAAUUUGUUUUUCGAUUCUUAUAAAUUUAUUAAAGUGUUGU
Contarinia nasturtii (swede midge) is the source of this 3958-nucleotide messenger RNA. Its product is annotated as ras guanine nucleotide exchange factor Q-like. The coding region runs from base 1568 to 3673 and encodes 701 amino acids. The transcript has 6 exons. The record is from RefSeq and is a predicted model, not a curated record. Lineage: Eukaryota; Metazoa; Arthropoda; Insecta; Diptera; Cecidomyiidae.